AGUGUCGAGAAGGCUUCGGUCACGUGGUGCUCGUCCUUGGGGUACCACAGCCAGACACAGCCCCAGCAUGCCACCACCACCGCCACCACUUCGGAGAUCAGCUGCUACAGGCCAUUGUUCGACGGAGACAUAGACAGCGACGAUGACAGUGCUUGGGGGUUGGAUGAGUGGCCCCUGGAUCGGCCGCUGCCACUGCCGGAGUGGGGAUGUGGACGGCCAUCACUAGCCUUUGCCUCAUUACGCGACUACAAGAGUUUCCUGAGCAGAGUCACAAGCCGCCAGCGCCGCGCCCUCGCCCUUCAGCCCUACGACUCCGUGUCCAAUUUUAUCGCGUUCUCAGAAGAAUACAUGGCGUCGGAAUUCACCAACUUGCAGGAAUUUUACCGCUACUACGACCCGCCGCUGGUGUCUGGCCGGUACUCCUGCGUGGGUCUCGCUGCCGAUCUCGCCUCCCGCCUCGCCGACCUCGAGGGGCACUACCCAGGCUUCAAGGACGCCAUCUACCCGGUAUCUUGCGAGGAAGAUGUCAAGGAAGAUUACUUCAAGAGUGUAAUCUCCUCAGGGCAGGUUACCCCGACCAAAUGCAUUAAAGAACACAUGCUUCUGUGUGUGCGUAUAUGUGUAGAGGGACGUGCUGGGGUUGCGCUUUUAGAUCCGGGUUACCACUUAUCUCAUCCUGUCACCGUGAUGGAAGAUGGACUGCCCCCUCACUCCGGCCCGGUCAACGCCGCCACCGCUCGUUCUGGUGUUGUCAGAACCUUCAGGUAUUACUUUCCUCCGUCCUCCUCCUCCUCCUCCUCCUCCUCCUCCUCCUCCUCCUCCUCUUCCCCACCCUUCGUCAUCUGGGAAGUGGAGGAAAACAGGAAUGGAAGCAUCAAGUUGUUCAAGAGCAUUAUCCACGUCUCCCGCCCGUUCCUCUCUGGAGUGGAUGUGACGGAAAGACGCAACUUGGCCUUCUACUUCAGGAUAUUGCUGGGACGUGACGCCUCGGGGAAGUUCACGACGGGUUUGUAUUUUCAUAUCAAUCCGGCACCCGCCUCCACCACCAUCACAUUCCUCCACAAGGUUGACGGGGAAAUGAAGCACGUCAAGAAGCUUAUUGAUUACUUCCUCCCGCACUACGCAGAGAAGGAAUUGGGGAAGAAAAGAAAGGAAGUAAAAGAAGGACAGGAACUGACUGAAAUACGCAGUGUAGAACAGGAAGCAUGGAAGAGCGAGAAAGAUGAUAACAACAAGAAGAAUGAAGAGAAGCUUGACGAGGAGGUGGAACGCGCAGUGAUGGCAGUUGAAGAUGGCUUGGGGCGAGCACGGGGUGAGGUGCGAGGUGCUCUGGUCACUUUGGCCUGCUUCCUGCAUGAUGAAGAGUACUCUGCUGAAGUUUCCAAGCUCAAUAAUUAUAUAGAAACCUUACGAAGGGCUUGAAACACACACACACACACACACACACACACACACACACACACGCACACACACAUACACACACACACACACACACACACACACACACA
This is a messenger RNA of Scylla paramamosain (green mud crab), 1508 nucleotides long. RefSeq lists its product as uncharacterized. The record is from RefSeq and is a predicted model, not a curated record. NCBI's taxonomy places the organism in Eukaryota, Metazoa, Arthropoda, Malacostraca, Decapoda, Portunidae. Bases 349 to 1422 code for a protein of 357 amino acids. The transcript is spliced from 3 exons.